This is a messenger RNA of Cydia fagiglandana, 6915 nucleotides long. RefSeq lists its product as uncharacterized. The coding region runs from base 35 to 532 and encodes 165 amino acids. The transcript has a single exon. NCBI's taxonomy places the organism in Eukaryota, Metazoa, Arthropoda, Insecta, Lepidoptera, Tortricidae. The record is from RefSeq and is a predicted model, not a curated record.
GGUAACUAAAAUUGUUUUAUUUUUUCAGAGCAACAUGUCAAGGCAAAGGCAUUUUUGUUGUGACGACGAGACCGGCGAGAUCAUCACGUACCUCGUUAACAACGAGACGGGCGAGCCGACGCCAUCUUCGUCUUCCGUCGUGAUCGGGCCGCGCGCGUCCGCGGCUCCAACUGAGACCAUACAGUUUCCUAAGGGAUACAUGAGCAAGACGAAAAAAUUCCAAGCGUUAAAAGAGAAUAUAAUCAGAGGUUCCAAUGUGUUUAGUCCAAGGCUGCUUCUGAUACCGAUGGCGGCAGUUUUUCCAGCGGUUCUGAUCAUGUUACUUAUGAUUGCCGAAGUGUUUAUACAUGUCUGCUGCCACAAACAGAACAAGUCGCUGAAGGACCCGAGCCUGUACUACCGCAGUCCACUCCACAUGGUCACAAGCAUCUUCUGCGGAGUGUGCCGGGAGGACGAGAUGUCAUCCAAGAUUGGGCAAUUGCAGGAUCAGAGGAGGUGCCGCUAUGGUUACUUUAAGGGAAUGACUAUUUAGUAGAGAUGCACCGGAUAUCUGGUUACUAUCCGGUAUCCGGCCUAUCCGGCUAUUAUGUUAAUAUCCGGCCAGAUACCGGAUAGUGACCUGUUAUCUGGCCGGAUACCGGAUAGUAACAUUGCUUGAUUUCGGAGUAAAGAAAUUGGAUUUAAGAAACAGACACGGUCUUAAUCAAACUUGUUUAUUAUUUUAAAACAAUUUAAUCAUUCCACUGACUUGCACGCGCACACAUUUCGAACCUAGAAAUGAGUCCGCGCGAACUUUUACUAGGAAACAGGUCAAAUUUGCAGAAUGCGCACCUGAAAAACCGAAAUGUAGGUAUAGUUCCGCCGGGCGAAUAUCCGGCGGCCGGAUACCGGAUAUUCGGCCAGUGGCCAGGCCGGAUAUCCGGUAUCCGGCCAAACAACUAUCCGUUGCAUCUCUACUAUUUAGUCAUUUUAAUUUACAAGUAUCAAUGUGACAUAGAUAUAAUUAGACAUGUUAGAGAUCUGCCCAACUACCUCUGCUGUAAUAAAGUAAUAUGGGGGGAGAGGGACAGUGAGCAGAUUGGGAAAUAUAAUGAUUUUUUGUAAUAAUAGGUUAAGACUUGUGGUUAUGCCAGAAGAGUUAUACCAAUGCUCAAAUAAUUUGAGUAUGAAUGCUGGUCACUUAUUGUUAUUGGAUACACUGCAUCAUAAUAUAGCACUCUUAAAAUGGGCACCGAGUUUUCGCAUAAAGCAUAAAUCAGCUUAAAAAACACUCAAAGCCAGGUUGAAACCAGCAUGUCAGCUACGCGCACAGGGAGGCGAGAUGGCGUUACCAGAUGUGGUUAAUAAGUGUAACCUUUGCAUGGCGAUGUGUACAAUAGCGUGCGAGAAUCAAGGCGAUUGUUUAAGUUAAAACUGAAAUAUUGUCAGAAUAAUCAGCAACAAAUAAAAAUGGAUAUGAUAGCUAUAGUUCGUUUUUUUUUAGCAUUAGAAAGAACUCCACAGAAGUAAGCGUGCAGUUUAUAUCAGGCUCUUUAAUUGUUAAUAAUAAUAAUUAUUGAAUUAUCUAAUGUAGCACAGUCAAUAGAUAUAAUUUACUUAAAUUAUUACCGCUAAAAGUGCCGGAUUUGGAACCACAAGCUUACUUCUGCGAAGUUCUUUCUAAUGCUAAAAAAAACGAAAUAUAGUAGUCACUCUAAAAAAACGUUUUGGUGUAUUUUGUAAGCGAACAAAAGGCUUAAAUCCUAAGUCGUGCCUUCCUGUGAGUGUUUCUGGUCUGCAUGAUCCUGUGGAUAUAGCUAAUGCUUUUAAAGAAAGUUUUAGGGUGCAUCCGCCGCUCUCUGAGCGGUCGGCGGUGCGUGAUUCUCAGGCCGUCAACACCACGAGUCUCACUGUACAAUUUUCAACAAAGGAUGUUGCCACGGUGAUUAAUAAUAUAGUUAGAAGGAAAUCUCCGGGGGUCCGGCCUCUGUGUCGAACAUUUAAAGUAUGCGGGUCCCCUGGUCCCCACCUAUCAAGAGUACAUGCUUUGUUUUUUAAUUUGUGCAUUGCCCACUCUUACCUUCCGAAUUAACUAAUGUACACGGUAGUCGUACCAAUAGUGAAGAAUAGGACUGGAGAUGCCUCUGACAUGUCCAAUUACAGGCCAAUUUCGCUAGCUACUAUUCUGGCCAAGGUUCUGGACAGUUUGCUUGAUAAACAACUCGCUAAGCACCUCUAAACUUGCACGACUCACAAUUUGGUUUUAGGCCGGGGUCCACGGAGUGUGUACUGUCUCUUCCGAAAAUAGUUUUUUCCAGAUUGAUAUUUUUGCCAUUCGCAUUUUUUACCAUUUUACUUUUUCCGAAAUCAUUUCUAGCCAUUCACAUAUUUUCCCAUUAUUUUAAUUUUCCAAUAGUUUAUUUUCCGGAUAGGUUUUCUAACCAUUCGCAUAAUUUCCCACUUUAUUUUUUCUUCCAAAAGCUUAUUUUCCUAUUUGGUUUUCUAACCAAUCGCAUAAUUUCCCUUUAUAUGUAUUUUCCAAUAGAUUAUAUUUCUGAUAGAUUUUUUAUCCAUUCGCAUAGUUAACCACUUUAUUGACUGAGCGUUAGCGAAUGACUCCUUUUUAGCUUGAGUAAAAAUGACCCGCUCCGUGCAACCGCGGGAAUGAUAAUCCGAGGACCAAGUCAAUUGAAAAUAAACACAAAUUCUUAUGAAUCACAUUUAUUUACAUGAAGUGAAACAUCCUUACAUUCGUAUAGUUCGUUACGCGUGAUAUUUAGGUAUACAAUGUUGCAGCGUCCGCGCGCGCAAUCGACAAGGGGGCUCCACAUCCACGCCCUUAGGACUCCACUUGGUCAAGUGCAUAGUUCAGUUUUCGGCUCCUUUUUUACAUUUUAAUAUGGUGCUUUAUAAACUUUUUAUUAGUACGGCUUUUUAGCUCAAAAGAGUUUAAAUAAAUUAUAUCUCAUAAUCAAACAUCGGAUUCUAGGGGCAAAAUUGUAUGACGGGAUCCCUAUCCGUCAUACAAUUUGCCCCCUAGAAUCCGAUGUAUGCUAAUUGUGACACCUAUAUUAAUACUUUCAUCCAAAUUUCAUGUACAUACCUAUACUUUCGAAAGUGAACUAUACACAGACGACACUCAAAAUACAAAACAUAAUUGUUACAAACUCGUGCGUUUACCGAUGUAAUACACUGGAUACGCACGUCAAAAUAAGUCGAAAGUAGGGCAAACUACCCUAGCAAUGGAGAUUUACAAAAAUAUGACAAUUACUUAGUGCGCAUUCGGUAGUUUUUCCAAACCAAUAAAAAAAAUUGACGUGGGCGAGUAGCCAAUAGUAAUCGUUAUCACAAAAAUAUAGAGCUUCGCCCACAUUUCACAAGUGUUAUCUUAUCACGUAUCCAUGCACCUUAUAGCUAACCUGCCUUGCCCACAACGUUGGCCUUUUAAGCUGUGUGUGGCAGUGUCGCUUCGACCGCCUGCGCCUUAGGUAUAUUCAGUCGCAUUUGUUAAUACUGUACCCAGAUGGUACCGACCCAAUGUCAAUAGAGUAGGACCGAGAUAAGUCUGCAACAUGAAUCUAGUAUUUAACUGGAUCAGACAUGAGGGGUGUGGGAAAUGACCGAACUGGAUAGUCUUAUGUAUCCUUCAGUAGGAGUAGCAGCAAAAGCGCUAUUAUCGUUUGUCUUUGUCACAGUCUCACUUUUUUUUAUUCCCCACCGUAAAUUUAGUAUGGACUAUGGUGGGCAACAAAAAAGUUCAUUUCGUUUCAUAAAAAUUUAAAAAACUUCGACCAAUCAUAGUGUCGCAUUGCGUAUGUUUUGUCCCUCACGGUGGCACGCGUACUUAUAGCGCAUGUAUGUAUAGGAUCCUACCAUCUAUCGCCUGCAACGAUUUUGAUAGAACACGCAGUGCAAGUAGUGUUCCCAAGGUCUCGAGCCUUUUAUUUUAGCCCGAAAUUUAAAUCUCUCGAGUUCUUUUUAGAGCGGACUUAAUGAAAUAGGUUUCAAAGAGCUAGUGGUUUUAAUAUGGCUUAAGUCUUAAAUAAAGGUGUACUUUUUUUUAAUUAUCGCCUUUUUAAGAGCUCAAGCCUUUUUUUCAGGUUAAACCCUUAAAAAACUUGAGCCUUAUAUAAACUCUUAACUUUUAUGAAUACAUUCGUACUUAGAUAAUAGGAGUUAAUUACUUAUUAUUAGGUGUGUAAAUCUUUACACUGCAAGUUUAAUGCUUUGUGUGUUAUGCUGAUAAUUAAUUAUUAAUACGGGAAUAUUAAGAUGUAUUUCAUUAUCAGUCGUAGUAAACUAAUUCAAUACACCACAUGCAGAAUGCGUCGAGUUUACUUAUUGGAAAAAAACAACCUUUGUUACAUUAGGCUUUGAGGCUAAAAGGCUUCGAGGCUAAAAAAAUGUUGAGUCUUAAUAUUUAGAUACAGACUUUUAGCUUUUCAAUAUGUAGUCUUUUGACGUGAAACGUCUUUAAAAACCCGUAGUAGAGAUGCCGGACCAAAAACCAAGUGUAACGAAAAGUGUUAUGGCGCGGAGGCUUAUAUCUCCAUCUCCAUAACUAUAAUACCUGUAUGUAUAGUUUUGACAUCAAUGUAUUGACGAAAGUAGCCAUUACUCGAAAUUAUAUGUCCCGCUGACAUUGUAUUGUAGUUCGGGCGAUUUUCCGCAACUCGACGUCUUGCGCCUAUUUUGCGUGAUAGGGGGUGGACUAGUCUUGCCAGCCCAGCUCCUCGAGGAAUCCUAUCAAACCUUUGAUGUUGAGUAGGACCUCGGGGAUCCGAGAUGUUUUGCCCUGUAUGGGGCCAAUCCGCUGCAUUCCAACACCACGUGAGAGGCUGUUUCUUCUUCCUCCAUGCAUCCACGGCAUAGGGGACUGUCUGUGACACCUGUUAUAAAAAGAUGUUUGUUAAAAAGUCAAUGACCUGUUAUGACACUGGUUACCAUACUCAGUCGAACCUUUCCUAGUUGAAGGAGCGCCCUUGUGAGCUUACCGUUCAUGCUAGGCAUGGCUUGCUUGGCCUGUCUGCAUCCAGUUUGGUUUAGCCAGUGUUCUGUGUGUAGUUUCCCUGUACGUGCCAGCAGCAUUGAGCGUACCCAGAGAUGGGCAUUAAUCGAUUAACUUUUUAGUUAACUAAUCAAUCGAUUAAAAAUAUCAAUCGUCAUUUUUUAAUCGCGAUUAAUUUAGUUGCGAUUAAAUUAGUUGUGAGAAUGUACAACUAACAACUAAAUUAGUUUUAGUUUCAAUCGACUAAAUUUCACGGUUAAAUCUAUAUUAAAACUAUGUCACUACCCUUGCCAUCUUCAGCAUCUGUCGAGAGAGUUUUUUCAUAUGCCACAAUGAUGAAUCUCCCUAAAUAAAAUAGGCUCUCAGAUCAUCUAUUUGAAGAAAGAGUAGUAUUGAAAACGAACUUAAAAAAGUAAACAUAUUCUAUAGAUUAUUUUACUCGUGUUGUAUUUGUUGUGAGUACUCUAAUUUUUAAGUACAUUUAUAUGAUUAUAUUUAUGAGCAAAUUUUGAUUAUGUAGUUUAUUAUAUGCAGAGCUUGAUAUAUUGUAUUGAAUGUUAUACUUUAUAUAUAAUGGGUAAAGAAAGUACAUAGUAAAAAAAUAUUUACCAAUGAUUAUAUCCUUUAUUUUUAAACCUAUCACAAUAUUGGAAAUGUGUCUGUUUUAUUAAUUAUAAACAUUUUUUUUAUAUUACUCACUGAUUAAAUUUAUAUUACUUAUAUUACUCACUGAUUAAAUAAUAAGUAAAUGUCACAAAUGCAAAACAUACUUCGCAAAUUUUAAUUGAGCAUGCAUAAUGUUAUGAUGUAUGUACAAACAUGUUGAUUAUUUAUAAGCUUUUUUGAUUUUUUGAUACUUUUUGCUUUGAAUGUUUCAUAUACAAAGUUUGAUUUAUUAUAACUGUGUUUUUUAAUGUUUUAUAUCAUAACAUAUGAUAUGAACAUUUUAUCGUAUAUAGAACGUUGAUUUGAUAUUUUUUUUAUUUUAAUUAUUAUUUUUACGAUUUACAUUGAUUAACAACAAAAUACAAAGUUUUAUUUAUAAAAUUGUGUUUUAAGUGUCAAUGCACAAAGUACCCAAUCUUUAUUUACCCUUAGAUAAGAGAAAUUUUACACUCCAUAAAAAUGGUCAAAAUAUCGCAAGUAACACAUGUGCUAUUUCAUUUUUAUACAUGCGUUAAUAAGUCCUAAUCUGCUGGCUGUCAACAGAGCCAUACCGAGGUUUUCCAUUUAAUUUGCUUCUAACAUUAGUCGCGGAAAAAAUAGUCUAACUAAUUAGUCGAUUACAAAAAUUAGUUGUCCGUAAUCAAUCGGCAACUAAUUUAGUUGCAACUAAAUUAGUUGCACUCUAUACAACUACGAUUGAUCAGUCGUCGUUUUCAAUCGUCAGUCGCAAUUAAUUCUUUUAGUCUUAAUCGUAAAUCGUUAGUCGAUUACAUUUUGCCCAUCUCUGAGCGUACCUUACUAAACGGUAUCGGGAGGAUCGGUUCCGGGCCAAUCGCCCCCGCACCCGAUCCUUGUCUGGCGAGCUCGUCCGCGGCGUCGUUACCUCGGGAUCCACUGUGUCCUUUGAUCCAUUGUAAGGUGAUCUUAUUGUUCUGACAUACCUCCAUUAGUCGUUCGUGGCAUUCUUGUAUAAGUUUGGAUGUGACUAUAUGGCUUUUUAGGGCCAUUAAGACUGCUCUGCUGUCGGAGAGUAUGCGGAUGGAGGAUCCUACUACCUUCCUUGCAGUGAUGGCAGCCGCCGCGUUAAUGAUGCCCAUGCAGCCUGGAAUACCGAGUUAUGGGCUCCUAGCGGAGUGGUGAUUGACAUGUUCAGGUCUUCUGAAAAGGUUCCAGAGCCUGAUCCGCUGUCUGUUUUGGACCCAUCAGUGAAGAUUCUCAGCUCCCGGGGAUUGAGUCCUUCGUAGUUGUCGUCCUCAAAUAAU